AUGGACGAGCCCAAGCCCACGGUAUCGCCGCCGUCGCCGUCGACAAGAGUGGACCCGGAAGCGGCCCAGGAGGCCGAGCCUGGGUCAGCUGUUCCACCCUCCUUGCCGCCGCCGCCGCCGCCGCCACGCAAAGUCGCCCAGGCGAAAUGGGCCCUCCUGGCCAUGGCCUUCUUCAUGGCCGACGUCGGCAACGCCAUCGGCCCCUUUCUCGGCGUCUUCCUGCAGGGGCACGGCUGGGCCCCGGGGCUCAUCGGCUCCGUCAUGACGGCCGGCGGCGUCGCGACCCUCGUCGCGUCCGCCCCCAUCGGCGCCCUCAUCGACGCCACCAACCACAAGCGCGCCCUGGCCGUCGGCGGCACCGCCGUCGCGUCGGCGGCGCUGGUCGCGACGCUGCUGGGGCCGCGCUUGCCGCCGCUCACCUUCUCGGCCCAGGUCGUCGGCCAGGUGGCCGGCAGCCUGUUGAUGCCGUCGCUGGUGGCAAUGACGCUGGGCGUGGCGGGCGGCGGCGCCGACGGGUUCGCGCGCCUCAAUGGUCGCAACCAGGCCGCCAACCACGCGGGCAACAUGGCGGGCGCGGGGCUGUCGGCGCUGCUCGGCCAGCGCUACGGCUUGCCCGCCGUCUUCUACCUGUCCUGGGGCUUCGCAGCCGCCACCGUCGCCGCCGCGCUGUGCGUGCCCCGCGGCGCGGGCAAUUUGACGGUUGCCCCCGGAGGGCCGUGCAGGCGUCAAAUUAGCGGAGCGGCACCUGAUUUUAUCAGACAACACCUCGCUCUCGUGGACGUAGUUAACGAUAUUCAGGGCGGGAGCCUGAUUUCCCUUGACGCCGAGGGCGUCCUUGAGGGACGCGAUGAUCAUGUCGCUCAGGGGUCCUUGCCCUCGAUACGUAUUCGGGUGGCCCAGCCGCUGUCCGGGUUAUAA
Gaeumannomyces tritici R3-111a-1 is the source of this 918-nucleotide messenger RNA. RefSeq lists its product as hypothetical. Bases 1 to 918 code for a protein of 305 amino acids. The transcript is spliced from 4 exons. Gene Ontology annotation, molecular function: transmembrane transporter activity. Gene Ontology annotation, biological process: transmembrane transport. Lineage: Eukaryota; Fungi; Ascomycota; Sordariomycetes; Magnaporthales; Magnaporthaceae. The record is from RefSeq and is a predicted model, not a curated record.